AUGCGCAGGAGGGUAACGUGAGCGCAAGCAGCAUACAAACAACGAUAGAUGAGCUGCAGCUUCAGACGUCCGGGCAGCCGACAGAGCGCAAAGGCAAGCAGUACAUUCCGCUUGUGCCGACUAUCAUCCACAAUGGUCCAGCACCUGGGAAGGACAGGGAAGGUGGCACUGGCAGUAAAGGUGGGAGCCAGGGUACGAGCGAGUCGCGCAAGAGCUCGCCCACGGCGGUAGCGUCGCGGAAGAAGGCAGUUGGAGACGACAGGACAAACUCGAUCGUCUCUUCUGAAGCGCGUUCCACUCGGAUUCGUAAGAACAGCGCUGCAUCUCACUCCCUCAUGAAAGCAGAUGCAGGGCGGCGGCAGCAGCAGCAGCAGCCGUCGGCGCAAGGGGCAACACCGAGCAAAAGAGUGGCUAGCACGAAGCAAGAGUCGCAACCGCACGCGCCGUCGCAACCACAACCGCAGACAAAGGUGGUAACCGAGAAGGAGGAUGCCUCAACAAUAACCGCUCCAAAUGCUUCGGUUGCUGAAGCAAGUACCUCCAGCAACUCACAUUGCCAAACUGAGCUGGGGCAUUCGUACGCAAUGCCCGCGCCGACGGCGUAUGUUCUGCGCGGUCAGUCGCACCCCCGUCGGGGACAGUCAACGCGUGGCAGAGGCAGCGCUCGUGGUGCUCGUGGAAAUUCGGCGGGUAACGUCGGCCCGCCAUACAUCCCUUUCGCGCACGCUUCCGCCACCGCUGCUGCCGGUGCUACGCAACCGGAAGGUACCUACUAUCCAGGGGGCAUGCCUUUUGCAGAGACUGAAGGUUCUUACCGAACCGGCAUGCCAGUAUCGCCAUAUUUCUACAAUGCACCACCCCAGCAGCAAAAUUGGGCCGCUUACCCUCAAUUCGGCUACGAUCCAUAUCUUUACAACAAUGCGAAUUUUGUGCCGCCUGAAUCAACAUUUACAUCUGCACCAGUCGGGCAUAUGCCAGACGGCCCUACGUACCAAUUGCUUGCACAGAUAGAAUUCUACUUUUCUCAGCGCAACCUGCAAGGCGACUUUUUCCUACGCAACUGCAUGGACUCGGACGGCUGGGUGCCCGUCUCGACUGUCGCUGCUUUCAACCGCAUCAAGAGGCUUGGCGCGGAUCUCAAGACGGUAGUAGACACGCUGCUGUACAGCACUGUGUUGGAUGUUGAUCCCGAGCGGAUGAUGGUGCGCAAGAUGUUUGGCUGGGAGGCCUGGGUUUUGAACGCCGCCGGACCGAAUGGCUUGCGGGAGCAGCAGCGCAUCACACGCUAUCCGACUGAUCAUCAGCAACAAUCGCGUCUGCAUUCUCAGCAGGUGCAGUACUCAUCCCAGCACUCGAAUGGCGCAAUGUCUUUUCCCUCAGUGCAGACCGAAAACAAGAGAGCUGCUCAACAGCAGGACAGCGUGACGAGCGUGAGCGGCACGGUAGGCAAUAGCGCCUCGUCCAGUGAUCCAUUGAAGGCAUCGACGACCGCCUCACUGAUCAGCAGCGCCUUCAGACACUCUGAAGACGGCAAGUCGAGUCUCGGCGUGACAGAUGAUGUAAGGAGCCCAUAUGCACUCCUUGAAGCGUGAGAUCUUUUUGGACUGAACUACUGCUCACCUUUCUCUUAGAAUGAACAAGGGGUGGACGUCAUUGGUGCAGAAAGCCUCGGUGGCUCAGUCCAUGGAUCUCAGAAUCGCGCUUGAGCGUUGCACUCGCGUCCU
Tilletiaria anomala UBC 951 is the source of this 1724-nucleotide messenger RNA. Its product is annotated as La-domain-containing protein. The transcript has a single exon. NCBI's taxonomy places the organism in Eukaryota, Fungi, Basidiomycota, Exobasidiomycetes, Georgefischeriales, Tilletiariaceae. Gene Ontology annotation, cellular component: nucleus. The record is from RefSeq and is a predicted model, not a curated record. Gene Ontology annotation, molecular function: mRNA binding. The coding region runs from base 336 to 1592 and encodes 418 amino acids.